AUGUCGACCUCGAGUGCUGUCCCGCUCACCCUGGCCACGUUCGACGUCGACGGCACGUUAAUUCGCGCCUCUGGAGCCGACGCGAACAAGUUCCACAAAGACGCGUUCGCGCACGGGUUACUCGAGGUCUACGGCAUCGACGACGCGCGCGGAAUCGACGUGGUACAACAUCACGGGUCGACGGACAUGCUCAUCGUCGCCGCGGUGGCGCGGUUUCACGGCGUGCCGGAGGAAGUGAUUUACGAGCGCAUGGAUGAAUGCACGGCGGCGAUGUCAAGAUACGCGGUGGAAAAGAAGGCAGACGCGGCGGAAGGCCUUGAGUUGUUGGUUGGCGUCAGAGCGCUUUUGGAAAAAUUGGCCGCGAGGGACGACGUCGCCGUGUGUCUCGUCACCGGAAAUCUGGAGCCCAUAGGCUGGGCGAAGAUGCAACGAUUGGGGAUCGACGAGUUCUUCACAGCUCCGCGGUAUGGAGGUUUCGGGAGCGACCACACCGAUCGAGGUGAGCUCGUUGCGAUUGCGGCGAACAGGACGAAGGAAUAUUUGGGCGUGCGCGCCGAAAAACGGUUUCAUUUCGGCGACACGCCCGCGGACGUCAAGGCGGCUGAGUUCGCCGGGGCGACGGCGAUCGGGCUGCUCACUGGAAUAUUUUCCAAAGAAGAGCUCGUGGCGAGCUCGAAAUUAGACGAUCCGAUUAUUUUUGACGAUUUGAGCGACACCGCGGCCGUCGUGCGCGCGCUCGGUCUCGAAGAGUAG
This is a messenger RNA of Ostreococcus lucimarinus CCE9901, 753 nucleotides long. RefSeq lists its product with no specific name. The transcript has a single exon. Bases 1 to 753 code for a protein of 250 amino acids. The record is from RefSeq and is a predicted model, not a curated record. NCBI's taxonomy places the organism in Eukaryota, Viridiplantae, Chlorophyta, Mamiellophyceae, Mamiellales, Bathycoccaceae.